Messenger RNA from Vigna angularis (adzuki bean), 1385 nucleotides. RefSeq lists its product as uncharacterized. The coding region runs from base 506 to 1342 and encodes 278 amino acids. NCBI's taxonomy places the organism in Eukaryota, Viridiplantae, Streptophyta, Magnoliopsida, Fabales, Fabaceae. The transcript has 2 exons. The record is from RefSeq and is a predicted model, not a curated record.
CCAACCCAAGUGAAAAAAUCAACACAGCACUACCAAGAGACCAUUCCACAUUACAAUCUUCUUUCCUCCCAGACAGUUCAGUUCCUCACGCUUCGCUUACUUUCUCUCUCUUUUCUUUUCGAACACUGUAAUCGUGAUUCUCGUCUCGCCAUACUCAUUUUCUUCAAACCCUACCUUACCCAUUUCUCCCUUUCUCUUUUCCUCUGAAGCUUCAAGGUUUAGCGGACUCUGUGUUUCGUUCACAAACUCAUUCAAGAGUUUCACCUUUCGUCCCUUUCGUUUUGUUUUUUAUUUUGCCCAUAAAUUGCGCAUCUUUUGCAUACCCACAUGCAGAUUUUGUGGUUGAGUCUCUAAUUUUUGUUUCUGUGUGUCGUAGGUACUUCACGUGGUCAUUUUAUGGAGCUUUUUUCAUAGACACGAACUGGGGUUUCGUGAUUUUUGGUUGAAUAUUAAUUUAGAGAGAUUAGUUUGGGAUCCACUUGCAAAGUUGCAAUAUUUGUACUGAAUGAUGUCUCAGCAGCAAAACCGAAACCGAAACCUACCUGCGGCUCCGCAAUCUCUGCUACGACAAACGGGUUUUGGAGAUGGUGUUAAACCCUUCUCAUUAAGACAGUAUGUUCUUGCUUCUCGUCACAGAAAUUUCUUUCAAAACUGGCCAUUUCAUGAGAAGUUCUUGCAAUUGUGUCUUAAACAUGGUCUAGAGGAGAAGGAGGUGUUGCCACCAUUUGGAAGCCAAACUUCACUUACCGAACCACUCAAAGAUAGUCCUAACUUGAUGCAUUCAUCGAGUGAUGAUAAUGAUAAUAAUGAUGAAAAAGAAGCUGAUUCCUGCAAAGCUGAAUAUGAUUACCACCCACAAACUACAAAAAAUGACUGUGACUACAAAGUGAAAGAGGGAAAUCAGCAAAACUGCAACAUUUCUGCCAAUUUAUCUCAGUCAGCAUACACAUGUAAUCUCCCAAGUUCAACUCAUGCUCACAAAAUAAGUCCACUAAUGCCACCACCAUCGAAGAAAGUAAAAGAUAAAUGCAGAAGGCAUAAAGGGAGAUGCAAGAAACGCUCCAUGGUGGAUAUUUUAGCAGUGGCACGGCACACUACUUUAGAGGAGAUCCAUAGGAUGAACAAGUUUUAUUAUCCAGAAACAGUGAUUGAAGAAUAUCAGCAAACGGUGCCUUAUGGAAAUAUCUCCAUGCCUGAGCUAGGGAGUGAUGGUUCAUGUAGAAAAGGUUGGAGAGAAGAUGCAUAUGAUGGUUUAGCUAAUGUUGACAUGGCACCAAAGGGGCCAUUGCUUCUUAAGUUCAAGCUCAAUGGAUGUAAUGUAAAUGGGUAUUGCAGAACAUAAAUAAAUUCUGUUCAAUUUUAUGCAAUCUUAUUACUAUAUUAUA